Molecule: messenger RNA, 1457 nt
Organism: Lutzomyia longipalpis
Lineage: Eukaryota; Metazoa; Arthropoda; Insecta; Diptera; Psychodidae
Product: gastrula zinc finger protein XlCGF46.1-like
Exons: 4
Coding region: 175-1437 (420 amino acids)
Biological process (GO): regulation of transcription by RNA polymerase II
Cellular component (GO): nucleus
Molecular function (GO): RNA polymerase II cis-regulatory region sequence-specific DNA binding; DNA-binding transcription activator activity, RNA polymerase II-specific
Source: RefSeq, a predicted model, not a curated record
AGCAGGCAGCAGUACUGGAGUACGAAUCAAUUUGAGCUAGCACUGUGUGUGACUGUUAUACGAGUUAUACGAAUUCGACGAGUGUCUGUAUCGAACAACUUCUUGAGGACUUCCGGAGCGGUAAAGACAAAGCCAGUCAUACCAAUAAACUUCCUGAAAUAGCUCCAAUAAAAUAUGGCAACAGGUAAGAAUGUGAUAGAUUUAACAUCUGAUGGAGAAGACGGAGACUACCAGGAUAGGAAGCCAUCAAAUACCAGAAUUGAAUCAAAACAGUCAUCAAGUUCAGAAGGAAAAGGAUCAUCUAUUCAUUCCAGUACCAAAUGCAGGAAAAUCCCAAAGAGCAAGGAUAGUGCUCUAUCCUGUAAGAUCUGCAGGAAGAAAUUCAACGACAUGACAACCCUGAAGCGUCAUCAACUGGUUCACAGGGAACAGACCCUUCAGUGCCCCAAAUGCCCCAAGCAAUUCAAAUGGCAACAAUCACUAAAUGAUCACAUUGCUGCCCAUCAAAACGACCAAGUAGGACAACUCUUCAUCUGCCCAAUGUGCUCCAAAAAGUUUGAAGAUGAAGAAAAACUGGCACAACACAAACUCCAGCACAUAAAUAGCCACAUCUGCUACUACUGCCCUAAAAUCUUGGGGAGAAAAUACCUAAAACUUCACAUCCGGAAGUAUCAUCCGGGACUACCGAUGAAUCUUGACGGUAUAGGUCCUCUGGCGUGUACCAUUUGCAAGAAAGUUUUUGUCAAUUUGAAAUUCCUCAAAAAACACGCUGCAACCCAUCCGCUGGAGCUUCCAUUUGAAUGUGCUCACUGUGGGAGGAAAUUCCAAGACAAGAAUGACAUAAAAAUUCAUCUCCAGAAGGUUCACAUAUUUCCGGAAAAGAAGAACCCCAAUGGGGAGAUUACAACCUUCCUCUGCCCGUACUGCAGCAACAAAUACCGGGAACGAAAGGAUUUGAUUCGGCACCUGCCAACACACAAAAAUGACCAACAACCCUUUCAAUGUGAGAUCUGUUGUGAGAAAUUUCGCUUGAAUAUCGAACUGACGCGGCACAAGAAGAAGCACGUGGCUGCAGUCCUGAAAUGCAGAUACUGCGGUGAUACUUUAAAGCAAAAGAAAAACCUCAUAAAGCAUGAGAAGAGGCAUGAAGAAGGCAUGCAGAUGAAGCUCAAUUUAACCUGUUGGUUUUGCAAUUUAUUCUUCUUCGAUGCAGAGCACCUGGAGAAGCACAUGAAGCUCAUUCAUGGGGAUUUUCCGGGAAUAAAAGUUGAAAAGGAUGAGGAGUCUCAAGUGCCUCAAAUGGCAACAUUGCAGCGGGAAAUUAAAACAGAAGGAACAGAAGACCCUGAAGACGUUCAAGAGAACUUGUUAGUUGAGAUUCAGACUAGAGUCAUCAAAGAGGAACCUUCAAUUGAGAUUAAAACUGAAUUUCAAUAAAAAAAAUUUUCUUUGAAUUA